Drosophila navojoa is the source of this 2819-nucleotide messenger RNA. It is a transcript of the gene btz, whose product is annotated as CASC3 exon junction complex subunit. Gene Ontology annotation, biological process: mRNA processing. NCBI's taxonomy places the organism in Eukaryota, Metazoa, Arthropoda, Insecta, Diptera, Drosophilidae. Gene Ontology annotation, molecular function: mRNA binding. The record is from RefSeq and is a predicted model, not a curated record. Gene Ontology annotation, cellular component: exon-exon junction complex.
CAUAUUUGCAGAAAGCAUGUCAACUCUAGACACUUUCUAUUUUCUGAUUGCGUUGUUGUGGAAGAAAACUGGGUGACAGAAGAAAUUUUUGAAAAUAUAUUAACAUUAAUUAAAGUUUUUGGAACUAAGAACAUAGAAAUAAGUAGAAAACUCCUGUGAAUUACAAGUGUUAGUGGCUGUGUGCAAGGAGGCGCUAACCACGAAUAACGGGACUAAACACUUGCAGUAACUGCAAAAAAAAGUCAAGGGAAAAGAAAAAAAAAAAAAAAAAUCGAAGAAUCCCCUAGCGAUGGCUGAUGUUGAAAAAUUGACAGCCGCACCAGCGACUGAUAUACCUGUCUCAUCUAUAAAUGCCAACGACACGGGAACAGUGAGCGGUAGCGCAGCCGAUCUGGGCACCUCGCCCACACAGGAGCCCUCAAGCAAUUCGCAUCCCCAUGACUCCGAGUACGACACAGCCAGUGAUCUGGAGGGUGAUUACGACGAUGAUGAGAGCGACAGCGAGGAGGAGACGGAAACCGACGACGACGAAACCGAGGAGGAUGAUGAUGAGCUUGGUAGCGGUACCGUUAGCGGUAAUGGGAUCGAUCGCAGCGGGGCCGACAGCGAGGCACAGAAGAAAGUUGAUGAGGAUCGCAGCAAUCCUCAAUAUAUACCAAAACGUGGCACCUUCUAUGAACACGACGACCGCACUGCCGAAACGGAGGCUGAUGGCAUUAUAGAUACUGGCAACGAUGGUGGCCCAUGUCCACCGGGUGUGGAGCCCACUGGCGAUGAUGUGUCCAAUGGCAACACUGCCACAGGCUCCACGCCGGCCGGACAGACGCCAACCAUAUCACAGGCCUCGAAAACCAUGAAGAAAUGGCAGCCAGCUUCGGGCGGUGAUCGUUGGUCCCACGAUCGUUUCGAGGCCAGCGAGCAGGCGCCCAAAACUCGAGCAGAGCUGCUGCAAUCCUAUGGAUACGAUAUACGUAACGAGGAUGCGGCGCCGCGUGCCCGUCGCCGACGACGGUAUGGGCGCGGACCUAGCAAAUACUCUAGAAACUGGGAGGAUGAGCAGGCGUAUCUGAAGGCCAGCAACAAAGAACGCAAGCCGCCCCGACCCCAGGACUUCCCGGCACUCAACGAGCGCAGCAGCACAUCCAGCAGCAACAACAAAGUGCGCCGACCGCGCAGCUCCAUUUCGCGCGAGGAGAAGGAGAAUCGCGGCGAGCGACGCAACAAUCAUGCUGCCACUGCAGCUGGCGCUGCCAACGAGAAACAGCACCCCACUGGCUCAGGAUCCAUGGCGGGAGGCAAGUCGCAGGAGCCGCGUGAACGUGAGCCCAGGCAGCGCAACUAUGGACGCGCCAAUGGUGGCCACAAUGCCAACGGGCGACAAAAUGCCAUGGAGUUCAAGCAGAAGUCGAAUCGUGGUCAGCAGCAAAAGCAGCAACAGCAGCAGCCACAACAGCAGCAGCAGCAGCAACAACACAGGCAACCACAGCAGCAGCAGCAGCAGCAACAGCCACAACAGCAACCACAGCAGCAACAACAACAACAACAACAGCAGCAGCAGCAGCCUCAACAACAGCAAAAGCAUCUGCCAUUGGUCACAUCGAAUCUAUCACAUCGUUUGCAGCAGGUGCAGCAGCGUAACGAUCCUAGCCAUGUGGGCAGCGUGCAAAUGCACUCCCUGGCCACACAGAACCAACAGCAGCAGCAGCAGCAGCAACAGUUGCAUCUGGCACAGCAGCAGCAGCAGCAGCCGCAACAAUUGCCAGCGGAGCAGCGCAGCGGGCCCAAGCGUUACUCCAGUCUGAGACGCAGUCAGCACGAGGCCACACAGCAACAGCAACAACAACAACAACAGCAGCAGCAGCAGCAUCAUCUACAACAGCAGCAGCAACAACAACAAUCGCAGCUAAUGCUGCAGGAUCCUCACAUGCUCAUGCAGAUCGCCUACCAGCAGCAGGAGCUGCAGGCGCAGCUGCAGACACUGCAGUUGGGCCCAGCACCGCCAGCUGCGGUGGCCGCGCCACAGUCCAAGCAGCAUGCGCCGCCCGCUGCAGCCUAUCCACAGACGCAGGGUGCGCCCUAUUAUGAGUCGGUGCCCGUGCAGGUGCCUGUGCCGGUGCAGGUGCCAGUGCCCGUGUCAGUGCCGCAGGCACCCUAUGUGAAUCCGGCCAGCAAUGCCUAUCUGCCGGCCACGCCAGCGGCCGUGGCCUAUGCCCAGGCUCAGUCGGCAGCCACGGUAGCGCCACAGGCAGCGCCUCAGGCGGCGCCGCCGCCGUCCACGCAGGCCGGCCAGGCCUAUCACCAGAAUUAUAAUACGGUCGGCGGCACCACAUAUUUCGUGCCGCCGGCCCAGACCACAACCCGCCCCGCUGUGCUGCCCCAGAGACGACCCACGAAUGCCAUACCCAUCCUGCCGCCAUCCGAGAAGCAUAAGACGCGCACCGCCAAGCCGGACGAGGCGGCUGGCGGCAGUGGCAGUGGCAGCGGCAGCGGCAGCGGUAGUGGCGACAACAUCGAUCACAUUAUUGAUAACAUGUUCGUGCAGCGCCCGGCCUUCCAGCCGCCGCCCGCCUCGGCAGCGGAGACACCCAGCGACGAUGGCAACAGCAGUGCAACUGUCGCUCAGCCAGCAGCCGUUGACCAGACCCACCUGGUGGCUGCGGUGCCCGGGCAAGAAUGAGUGCACGUUUAUGCUGAUCCGCGGCAGCAGCAACAGCAGCAGCAGCAGCAGCAGCGACACUUGCGCAGCCAUCAAGCACAGGAGGAACUGAUGUCCAGUGGCUACGCCCUGCUGCCGCCUCAGAUUAGCUACUAUCGUGCCC